Messenger RNA from Lactuca virosa, 360 nucleotides. NCBI's taxonomy places the organism in Eukaryota, Viridiplantae, Streptophyta, Magnoliopsida, Asterales, Asteraceae. The record is from the annotation of a GenBank genome assembly.
AUGUUUAUCUCCAAGAAGAAAUGGAGAGGGAAGAAUAGAAGAUUUCGAGAUUUGGUAGGUUCUCUCAAGUGUCAUGUCUUUUAUAAUUGCAUAACCCUAAAGAUUUCUACGAAGGACAGCGCCGUCAACUAUACCCAAACCACCUUCACCGGUGUCGCCCUUCGUCUUUCAGAGAUUAGGGAUUUCAGCCUCCACCGCCAUUGGUCAAACCUGCCGCCACCACUUUCGCCUCUCGCUUUCUCCGGUUAUCUGCCAACGUUUGUAGAUCCUCUAGCGUCGCCACCUUUCUCAUCUGGAUUUUGUUUCACACUCCAGAGUAGGAUUUUCCACAAAGAUGGAGAUGGUUCGUGGUGGGGCUAG